AUGUGCAACUCCUGUUGUGGAUCCUGCUGCUCCGGCCAGGGCUGUGGCUGCUGCCAGCGCAGGUACUGCCAGACCACCUGCUGCAGAACCACCUGCUGCCGCCCCAGCUGCUGCUGUAGCCCCUGCUGUGAUGGCUCCAGUGGCUGCGGUGGCUCCAGUGGCUGUGGUGGGUGCAGUGGCUGUGGCUCCUGCUGCUGCCGCCCCAUCUGCUGUAGGACCACCUGCUGCAGGACCACCUGCUGCCGCCCCAGCUGCUGUGGCUCCUGCUGUGGUGGGUGCAGUGGCAGUGGUGGAUCCAGUGGCUGUGGUGGGUGCAGUGGCUGUGGCUCCUGCUGCUGUCGCCCCUGCUGCUGUGUCUCCUCUUGCUGCCGCCCUUGCUGCUGUCGCCCCACCUGCUGCCAGACCACCUGCUGCAGGAACACCUGCUGCCGGCCCAGCUGCUGUGGAUCCUGCUGA
This is a messenger RNA of Sciurus carolinensis (gray squirrel), 456 nucleotides long. Its product is annotated as keratin-associated protein 5-5-like. Bases 1 to 456 code for a protein of 151 amino acids. Lineage: Eukaryota; Metazoa; Chordata; Mammalia; Rodentia; Sciuridae. The transcript has a single exon. The record is from RefSeq and is a predicted model, not a curated record.